Molecule: messenger RNA, 1372 nt
Organism: Trichoderma atroviride IMI 206040
Lineage: Eukaryota; Fungi; Ascomycota; Sordariomycetes; Hypocreales; Hypocreaceae
Source: RefSeq, a predicted model, not a curated record
AUGUCGCAAACAACCGCCCUUGCGUCCGAGGGCAAGUUUGCGUAUGGCAAUGGCGUCUUCUUUGCGGAAGCAUCUAACCGCAGUCAACACCGCCGUGCCAGCAAAGAGGAGCUGGUCGCACAUUUUGCGUCUGGGAGCGACAAAGAUCACACCGCGCAUUGGUUCGAAGCGCAACUCAUCCACCAUGGGCUGCAGCCUUCCAAGGUGAAGUCUGUGGCGCGCAUGCGGCUUUUUGAUGCCGUUCGACAAGGGACUUUGUCCGUGCCUCUCCCCAUCACAGACUUGGAGAAGAAGCUGAAGAAGGAGUGGACGAAGCGCGAGAGGGAGGAGAAGAAGAAAGCAACAAAGGGGCUUGAAGCUGUAGCUGCAUCGCAGGCCGGGCCCUCGCGAAAGGCUACGACUGGGAAAAGGAAGGCGGAUGUUAUCGUCAACAUAACAAUUAACACCAAUUCGCCGGGGAGUGUUGCUCCUACUACAGCCAAGAGAGCCAAAACAUCUGAACCGUCGGAGAAGGGCCCUGCUCCAGCACGCCAAUAUGCAACAAAGCAAACCGCUCGCCGUGGCAGCAGUUCACGAGCAGCGAGCCGCCAAGAACCCGCAUCACGCGCUGCACCAGCUCCUGCACCAGCUCCUGUCCCCCGAGUGAGGCAAACUGCGAGACGCAGUCGCCCAUUCACUCCGCAGGGACGUAUCCAGUCCUCGUAUCAAGGCGGUGGAUAUAACGAUUAUGCUGACCCCUUCGACGAGCCCCCUCCACCAUAUGAAGAUAGCUACGAUGAAGACAGCCAGGAAGAUAGACAUCGCCCAGUCCAAAGAGCAAGUCUCGCAACCCUUGGUCUUCUGAAUGGCCGCUACGAUAUCGAUUCCCGUUCCGUCGACGAGGAGUGGCCCCAGUAUGCAUCAGGACUUAGUCUUGUGCUUACUCUAGCUGGCUCUAGCCUAUGGGGAAGAUUUGACCUAGGAAUCAUCGAAGGGGUGCUCUAUUUUGAAGACCGGCCUCGUAAAUCGUCGCUGGAUGCAGUGCAAUUUUCUUGGCGUGGUCGCGAGGCCGAAGGGCCCAUUUCUUCCGAUGACAGAAGGAACAAGGGCUGGAUAAAAUUCCUGGGUGGUGGUCGCAUCGAAGGAUGGAUUGACCAUUUGGAUAUCUACUUUGAAGGUGAUCGAAUGCCGGGGCAAGGAACUCGAAGCGAGGUUGAAGCGAGGAGCAUGCAGUAUGAGUGGAAUGGAUACACGGAAGACGAAUAUGAGCGAGAGAAUGGAGGGCGCUGGGGAUAAUCUGAUUUGUCACGCUAUUCUACUACAGAGCCUGGUAUCAAUAUUCUAAUCCAUGCGACUUUCGUUGCCACACGCCAACAACUUUUGUCAAUUUGCU